AUGAAAAAUAUAGCCUUAUUAUUGUUACUUACAAGAACAUGUAUGUCGUUCGAUAUACCAAAGACUUCGUGUAAUUCAGACCUAACUAUCGAUAAGAAUCAUUAUAACAAGACUAAAAUUUAUGACGUUGGUUUUGCGUAUCCAACUGACGCUCAUUAUGAUACCUAUGGAAAUCUUUUCUUCGUUUUGUUCGGUCGUAACUUUUUCGGAUAUCAUUUCGACGUAAAAGUAAUUAAAAAUAAUGCAACGGAACCUGAAGAUGUACCCGGUUUGCCGGAGGGUAAAAGUUACUCAAUUGCCGUGGAUAAAAAGGCUGCAAAAGUUUACUUUGGAACAAAUAAAGGCAUUUUCCUUUACAAUUACGAAUCCAAAAAUGCCACAUUAGUCUCUAAGCCAGAUUUGAAAUUAAAUAAUUUAUAUCUGGACAAAGAUGGAAAUAAAUACAUCACAGACAGUUCUGAUGGUAAUGAAGAGCUGUAUCUUUUGACUGGCGAUAAGAGAAUUCGUUUUAGAAGUUUAGAUGCUCUUAGCGAAAUGGCUAUAGAUGAGAAUAAUAAUUUUUAUUAUAUUAAAGAGAGCAAACUGUAUGUUUUAAAAUCAAAUAUAUCAAGAUCUAUGUUAAUUGGUAACGUGACUUAUGAUGGCAUAGCACAAAUAUCUUUUUACGAAGAAACUGUUUUUGUCGCAAGCAAACACGUAUCAUAUAUUCAUGAAAACGAUACUGGACCAUUGAAGUUAGUAAAAAAUAUAUCUGAAAUAAUUACUGCCAUAUCUUUUGACCAUUCUGGUAAUUUUGUAUUAGGGAGUUAUGGAAAAAUAUCAAAAUACGAAACACAAGACAACGAAUGUUAUCAGAGAAAAAAU
Molecule: messenger RNA, 864 nt
Organism: Brenthis ino (lesser marbled fritillary)
Lineage: Eukaryota; Metazoa; Arthropoda; Insecta; Lepidoptera; Nymphalidae
Source: the annotation of a GenBank genome assembly